AUGGAACUUUGUACGUCGUUCGAGUUUUCAAUCACUGCGGAAUUCGUCGAAACAGCUCGAAGGCGACAACAAGCAAUUCUGCUAGCUGAUCAGGGGGUGCUAAUCAAUACCAACAAUGAUACGAACCUACCAAAGCAGCGGGUUCUCAGACGGCAGUUGGUGCGCUCGAAGGGUUUCGUGCAGCAGAUAUUUGCCGCAUCCAAGGAGCACAAUGUGGAGAGCGAUCCAAAACUGAAAAAUGUUCGGCUAACUGAGCUGAUCGUCGAUUUGCGAGAUGCUGUUUUGCAUAUCUGCAGAUAUUUCAUUGACUGUGAUGAAUCACUGGGAAGCGCCAUCAAUUUGCAGGCUGACUAUUCGCUGAAUGGCCAGCAAAAUGAAAAGGAGGAAUUUUUGAAUUCUCGGCGUCGUGGCUAUCGCCGUGCUCGAGCACUGCUGGAUUUUCAGCGCCAGGAUGAGGAUGAGCUGGGUUUCAGGAAGAACGAUAUUAUAGAUGUAAUUUGUGAAAAAGAUGAGCACUGCUGGAUUGGUGAACUGAAUGGAUUGAGGGGCUGGUUCCCCGCAAAAUUCGUUGAGGUAGUAGAUGACCGUGGGCCUGAUUACACAAUUUACGGCGAUGAAGCAGUUUGUCCUGAAAUAACCGAAAAAAUUCGUGGACGCUUGGCUUCAGCGCUGAAACCUGUCCUUGAGCAUGGAUUACGAAAAUUCGGCGUUUUGAAUUUUGCUUCGCAUCCUUGGCUGUUUAUCGAAGAGAUCUCGCAGAGCUUUGUGCAGAAGCAUUAUAAUGCGGUGUAUUCUCGUUUAACGCUCUGCACCACGUUCAGCUUGGAUCAGGACGGAAAGGUGCUCACGCCAGAGGAGCUACUAUUUCGGGCGGUAAAACUGAUCAACGAAUCUCAUAAUGCAGUGGGUGCGCAAAUGGACGUGAAAUUCCGCUCGCUGGUUGCUCUUGCAGUUAGCGAGCAGUGCCUCCAUCUGUGGUUUGCAUUGCUAUGCAGUUGUCCGGAGCAGGACCAGAUCAGAACGAAGUAUUAUCACUCGUGGUCAUUCGUGCGCUCGCCGAUAUGGAGGCAGAUUAAAUGCGAGUUGCGACUGCUGGCACAGUUCUCAUUCAACUUGAGCGUCGAUUUCGAAGUUGCAGGUAUUGCCAGGCAAAAGAAGAAUCUGAAUUCGAUGUGGAAGAAAAAGGUCCUUUCGCAGAUGCGACCGGAGACAAUUCGAAGUUCAUUUGAUCAACCGCUGAAAGAAGGCGUUCGUGAUAUGCUCAUCAAGCACCAUUUGUUCAGCUGGGACUUGUAG
Messenger RNA from Gongylonema pulchrum, 1296 nucleotides. The record is from the annotation of a GenBank genome assembly. Lineage: Eukaryota; Metazoa; Nematoda; Chromadorea; Rhabditida; Gongylonematidae.